ACAUAAUUGAAAUAAUUCUUCAUUUAGUCAUUUCAUUCGUAGCCAUCCAGUAUUUUUGUAUAGAUAGGGUUUCCUUUUUCCUUCCAAGAAAUUUCUGCUUAAACCCUUCUCUCUCUUUAUUCCGUCCACAGAAAUGAGCAAAACUCACCCACAUUGUCGACGUGACAUCACGUGGAUUUUACUCUUUCUGCUUCUUGCUCUUCUUCUUCCGUGUGUGGUUGAUGGUGACGGCGAUGGCGAUCAGUGUAAAUGCAAAAGCGAUAAAGAAGAAGGUGGAGAAAAGAUUGACAAGAAUUUGGCCAAGAAGUACAAAAUCGGAGCUCUUGUUUCGAUUCUGGUUGCAAGUGCAGUUGGCGUCAGCCUUCCAAUGCUCAGCAGAAUUUUACCCGCCUUGCAUCCGGAGAAGGACUUCUUCUUCAUGGUGAAGGCCUUCGCGGCUGGGGUCAUAUUAUCAACCGGUUUCAUUCAUGUUUUGCCAGAUGCUUUUGAAAAGCUGACACCUCCCAGUCUCUGUAAUCAUCCCUGGGACGAUUUUCCGUUCGCCGGAUUUGUGGCAAUGGUGGCAGCCAUCGGAACGCUUAUGGUUGAUUCUCUUGCGACUGCGUAUUUUAAAAAGUCCUCGCUAAGCGCCAUGGACCGAGUUGCUGACGAAGAAGAUCUGCAUGAACAUAAUCGCCAUGCAACUCAUCAUUCUCAUUCUCAUUCUCACGCUUCCAUGUCUUCUCCUUCCACGAACCUACUUCGCCAUCGCGUUAUUUCUCAGGUGCUGGAGCUGGGGAUUGUGGUGCAUUCUGUGAUAAUAGGGAUAUCUCUGGGUGCAUCUGAAGAUCCUAAAACGAUAAGACCUCUUAUUGCUGCUUUAACUUUUCACCAAUUUUUUGAAGGCAUGGGGCUUGGUGGUUCCAUCUCACAGGCAAAUUUUAAGAGAGGAGCAAUUAUAGUUAUGGCGUUAUUCUUUUCGUUGACAACACCUGUGGGGAUUGCAAUUGGUAUGAUAAUCAGUGGCAAUUACAAGGAGGAGAGUCCAACGGCUCUGAUCGUAGAAGGUAUUCUUAACGCAGCAUCAGCAGGUAUCUUAAUUUACAUGUCAUUGGUGGACCUUCUUGCGCCUGAUUUAAUGAAUCCAAAGAUCCAAGCAAGUAGCAAGCUUCAUAUUGGAGUUAACACAUCUUUGCUUAUUGGGGCUGGGUGCAUGUCACUUCUUGCAAAAUGGGCCUAGGCCCACUCUUGUAUAUAAUAUACCUUUCUUUCUACUUGUAUUUUCAUACUUCAUCUCUUCUUGUAAUGUUCAUAUUUUACAACAAUGUGAUUAUGAUGUCAAUAUUUUGUUGUCAAAUACAGU
Molecule: messenger RNA, 1342 nt
Organism: Vigna radiata var. radiata (mung bean)
Lineage: Eukaryota; Viridiplantae; Streptophyta; Magnoliopsida; Fabales; Fabaceae
Product: zinc transporter 8
Exons: 3
Coding region: 134-1219 (361 amino acids)
Biological process (GO): zinc ion transmembrane transport
Cellular component (GO): plasma membrane
Molecular function (GO): zinc ion transmembrane transporter activity
Source: RefSeq, a predicted model, not a curated record